This is a messenger RNA of Peronospora matthiolae, 555 nucleotides long. The record is from the annotation of a GenBank genome assembly. Lineage: Eukaryota; Oomycota; Peronosporomycetes; Peronosporales; Peronosporaceae.
AUGCAGUACUGUGCUGGCCGCAAUUUGGCGGACUAUCUGGCUGUUCCAAGCCGCCCGAUGGAGUUGUCGAGAAUGCUCAAGAUUUUUGUGCAGAUUGCAAGUGCACUGAUGCACGUACAUUCUUGUGGACUGAUUCAUCGUGAUUUGAAGCCAGCAAAUAUUUUCGUUGCUGACGUAGAGAGAGACGAGAUUAAGUUGGGGGAUUUUGGCUUAUCGCGCUACGCUGCGAAUGCAAGCAGCCUGAAUGCCUCGACAAGUCUUGAUGAUCCCCAACAAGGAUGUCUUUCCAAUGGUGUGGGGGACACUCCUCUAUCUAUGUCGGUAUGGUCGAACAUGUCGGAGAGUACUGAGGUGACUGCGGGUGUUGGCACGUAUCUCUAUGCAAGCCCAGAACAAGUAGCGGGGAAAAAGUACAACGCGAAGACGGACAUUUACUCAUUGGGGAUGAUUCUCUUUGAGCUGUGUCACGACCGCUUUGGCACGACAAUGGAGCGAUACAUCACUCUCCGUGAUGCCCGAGACAGUAAGUUCCUUGCUUGUAACGGGGCACCCUGA